AUGUACAGUAAGCAGGAGUUUAGAGAUGGCGAGAAUGUGUUGAUUUUCAGAAAUACCUGUUUACUUAAGAACGCUAUUUAUGAGGAUAUUAUUAAAAAACAAGAAGAAAAAUUGCCUGAAUGGAAAAAACGAAAAAUUGAGAUCCGUAAAGAAGCAAUUAUUGUGCGUUUUAAAAUGAAAUUAGAAAUUCUUAAUGAUGCAUCAUGGAAACGAUUUGUUGAAGAAUCAGGAGAUUUAUUAAAAUCACUGGAAUCUUAUAUUCUCUUCACCUUAGACGAGUCAUUAUUGUAUUUAAUAAAUUAUGAAUCAAAAUCGGUUCUUGCGAUUUAUGUUUGUUCUGAAAAAAAUUUAGAAAUACUUAUGCCGAUUUAUGAACUGAUUUCGGGAAUAAGAUCAUCACAAAAUGAAUCAUAUGGGAAAUUAAUUAAACAUUAUUUUCAAACAUAUGAAACAUUACAAUUUAUAGAGUCGGAAAAUAAAUGGUAUUUUGUUGUAAAAUUAUCUAUAUCUAUGAGAUAUGAAGACAAUUUUUCUAUUGAAAAUUCAAAAAUUCUUCAAAAACGCACAACAUACGGCAAAAAUUUAGUUUCAGAACUUAUGCAUUACGCCUUUCCAUGUACACCAAAAUCCCAAAAUUCUAUUAAUCCUGCACUCUUUUAUGAUAAUAUUCAUGGUGUGCCAGAAUCAGAAACAUCUGUUUCUAUUUCCCCUCAUGAAAUAAAUGCAAAUUUAUUGCCAUUUCAGAAAAAAGCACUUGGAUGGAUGCUUAAAAGAGAAAAACAUCUACUUGAUAUGUCGGAUUCAGUUAAUAGCAGUAUCCCUCCUACAUGGGAAGUUUCUGUAGAUGCAGAUGGGAAACAAGUUUAUUAUAAUAAAAUUUAUGGGAUAAUUUGUUCUAAUAUUACUGAUGUUAAAAAUACAUUUAAAGAUGUUAGUGGUGGAAUUCUUGCUGAUGAAAUGGGUCUUGGAAAAACAGUAGAAAUGAUUGCUUUAAUUUUAAAAAAUAAGAGAGAAGAAAUUCCUAAAUAUAAAGUUUUUGAUCCAUAUGCUGAAAAACACGUUGUUGCAUCAAAAACAACUUUGAUUAUUACACCAUCUUCAAUAUUACAGCAAUGGAUAACAGAAUUUUCAAAAUUUGCUCCUCACUUAAAAAUUUUACACUAUUUUGGAUUAAAGAAUUCCCCAUUAGAACCAUCUAUCGAAUAUUUGAUAGAAUAUGACGUAAUUAUUACUAGUUACAAUAUAUUAAGUUCUGAAAUACAUCAUACAAAAUUAAUGCCAGAAAGAUCAUUAAGACAUAAUAAAAAAUAUAUUCCUAAACUUUCUCCUCUGGUACAAAUACAAUUUUGGAGGAUAUGUGUUGAUGAGGCCCAAAUGAUUGAAACAGGGGUAUCAAAUGCUUCUCUUACUGCCCUUUGUAUUCCUAGAGUACAUGCAUGGUGCAUUACCGGGACUCCUGUACGUAAUUCUCUUUCUGAUUUAUAUGGGCUCUUAGUAUUUUUACGUCUUUAUCCUUUUAACUACAGUAAAAUAUGGAAACGUCUUAUUAAUGAUUCAAGAAAUACAUCUGCUUUUAUAUCUUUAUUUAGCUCGAUAACUUGUCGUCAUACUAAAAAAUAUAUUGGAGAUCAAAUAGUAUUUCCUAAGCAAGAAAAAACAAUCUUAUUAUUAGAUUUUACUCCUAUUGAGGAACACAAUUAUUCUUUUUUGCUAAAACAAGCAUUAGAAGAUAUUGGUUUUAAUGAUCAGAAAGAUCCUAUAAAUCUUAAUUGGAAUUUUGAUGAUUUUAAAGAUAAAAUGAAACAAUGGUUAUUAAGAUUAAGACAAACCUGUUGCCAUAUGCAGGUUGGCUCUAUUAAUAAAAUGAAUUUAGGUGAUCAAUUAAUGAUGCUUUCUGAGGCCUUAGAUGCAAUGAUAAAAAAGUUUUGUGAUACAAAUGAUAAUAAUGAAAGAUUACUUUAUACAUCAAAAUUUACUAUUGGAAGACUUUAUGAAGGGAAAAAAGAACCGCAAAAGGCGUUAGAUAUAUGGCUUCCUAUUCUAGAAAUUACUCAAAAUAAAAUAAAUAUGCUAGAGCAAAAAAUAGAAAAAAUCAAACAAAACAAUUCAUUAUAUUUAAAAGACGAUCUUCAAGAGUCUAUUCACAUGAAAAAUGAAGAUUCUGUCUGUAACUAUAAUAAUGUUGAAGAAAAAAAAGCAUCUAUAAAAUUUAUACAAACUCAUUUAAGACAUUGGUUGAGUCUUGCUCAUAGACUUACAUUUUUUAUUGGAACAGCAUAUUUUCAACUUGGAAACAAAGACAAAGAAGAUGAAUAUUACAAAAAAGCAGAACAAAUUCGAAGAGAAAUUUUGUUAGAAACAGAAAGUAAAGCUAUUUUUUUAAUGAAUAAACUAUCAGAAAAGGCUAAAAAUAAUAAAUUUACGAAUAUUCCUAAACUAAAUAUUUCAGAGUUUAUAGAAAAUAUUCAUUCAAAUCAUAUUAUUAAGUCUUUAGGAGAUCUUAUUAAAAAGUUAAAUGAUCAAACAGAAAAGAUUACUGAAUGGCGCCAAAAAGUAAUAGAUCUAUCGCUUUCUGAUUUAGUAGAUCACAACAAAGAAGAUAUUAAUGGAGAAGAAUAUAUUAAAUCAUUAGAUAUUAUGGAAGAUGCAUAUCAAUAUCAAGAAGCCCUUCGUAGUGCUGUUGCUUCAAGGGUCGAGACUAUAACUGGACAAAAGAGUCUUCUUACUAUAGUAGAAACACAAGCUCGUCUUGCUAGUAAACAAACACAACUAAAACUUCAAUUAGCUAUUGUUACAGAAGAAUUACGACCAAAGUCUAAUUUGUCUUUAAAGUCGAUAAUAAAUAAUUUACGUCUUCCAAAACAAAUAAAUGAUAUAAAUGGAGGAAAUAAAAAAAUAAGUCAAGAGAAAGAUUCUUCAAAUUUAGAAGUAUAUUUUUUAUCAGAAUUUUUAAAAAGUCAAACAAAAAUUAGUUUUAAUUUAGAAAAAGAAAUAUCUGACUUGUCAUACGUGCAUAAUGCACGAAUUGAAUAUUAUCGUCAACUUCAAAUUAUUUCAGAUUACGUAGCAGAAUUAGAUGAAACACUUCUUGAACCUCAAAAUUAUAUAAAAAAAAUGAAUGAAUUAAAUGAAAAAAUAAAAAAUCUUGAAUCUAUUAUAUUUUCAAAUCAAGGAAGUUUACGUUAUUUAAAACAUCUUCGUAAAACAUCCCAAAAUGCAUCUGAAAUGGAUAAAACGUGUGUUAUAUGUCAGAAUAUAUUUAAUUUUGGUAUUUUAACAAAAUGUGGACACAUAUUCUGUAAAUCUUGUAUAACACAAUGGCUCUCAGAACACCGAACGUGUCCAUCAUGCAAAACUGAAACUAAAAGAAAAGAUUGCUAUAAUAUAGCAUAUAACGAUUCUAAAAUGAAUAAUAAAUAUGAAGAAUCUAAUGUUUAUUUCUUAAAUUAUGAAGAUUCAAAAGAAAAAUGCAGUAAAAUUAAUAAUGAAAUGUUUUUAGAGAUUAAGAACAUAAAAUUAAAAAAAUCAUAUGGUGCUAAAGUUGAUAUGAUUAUUAAACAUUUGUUGUGGAUACGUAAAAGAAAUCCUAGUACUCCAAAAUCAGUUAUUUUUAGUCAAUGGAAAGAAAUGUUAGAUAUUUUGCAACAUGCUUUUAAUAAUAAUGGGAUUAAAUAUACUAGACUUGAUAAAAUUACAGCAAACUAUAAAAAAAAAACUAUGGAAAAUGAUCCAGUUGAAAAGUUUAAAAACGAUCAUUCCAUUGAAGUUUUUAUGCUUCAUGCUCGUUCACAAUCAGCCGGACUUACAUUGACAAAUGCAACAAAUGUCUUUUUAUGUGAACCUCUAAUUAACACUGCUAUUGAAUUGCAAGCUGUAAAUCGUGUUCAUAGAAUUGGUCAAAAUAAACAGACAUACGUUUGGUUAUAUGUAAUAAAAGGAACAGUUGAGGAAAAAAUAAUAAAACUAGUAGAAGAAAAAAAGCAAAAUUUUACUAAAAUACAUAGCAAUAUAUUAGAUUCUUCUUACAAUGUUUCUAAUUUUAAUAACUUAGUUGAAAAAGAAUUACAAAAAAAUAUCCAUAAACUUGUAAAUACUACUGGCGAGAUUAUAGAAAACGAUAUUUUACUUUAUCUUUGGGGAAAAUAA
Molecule: messenger RNA, 4146 nt
Organism: Pneumocystis jirovecii RU7
Lineage: Eukaryota; Fungi; Ascomycota; Pneumocystomycetes; Pneumocystales; Pneumocystaceae
Product: E3 ubiquitin-protein ligase IRC20
Exons: 19
Coding region: 1-4146 (1381 amino acids)
Biological process (GO): DNA damage response; protein polyubiquitination
Cellular component (GO): nucleus
Molecular function (GO): ATP-dependent chromatin remodeler activity; ubiquitin protein ligase activity; ATP binding
Source: RefSeq, a predicted model, not a curated record